This is a messenger RNA of Patiria miniata (bat star), 1312 nucleotides long. Its product is annotated as G-protein coupled receptor moody-like. The transcript has a single exon. Gene Ontology annotation, cellular component: membrane. Bases 39 to 1145 code for a protein of 368 amino acids. Gene Ontology annotation, molecular function: G protein-coupled receptor activity. The record is from RefSeq and is a predicted model, not a curated record. Gene Ontology annotation, biological process: G protein-coupled receptor signaling pathway. Lineage: Eukaryota; Metazoa; Echinodermata; Asteroidea; Valvatida; Asterinidae.
GUUUGCAGGUCUAACUGGACAAAUUAAAACAAGGCUUUAUGAGUAUGAAUAACACAUCGUCAAUCAUGAACGUCACCACCAUAGAACCGGCUACCCUUAGCCAAUCUCUCUACCCGUACAAUGUCCGCAUUGGCGUGGCCUGUGUGUGGAUCGUAGCCGCGGUCCUUGGACUCGUUGGGAACAGCCUCGUGAUCUGGUCGGUCGUUGUGUCCAAGAAACUCCGCACGGUGACCAACGCCUUCGUGGUCAACCUCAGCCUGGCCGAUUUCUGGACCAGUCUUUCUUACCCGUGGCAGGCCGUCGCCAUACUGAGCCAUGGGUCCUGGCCGUUAGCUACAGAGGUCCCAUGCUACAUCGCAGCUGUGCAAUUAAAUACCGGUCUUGGUACAAGCCUUUACUCAUUGGCGGCGAUAGCGUUCAAUCGGUUCAUGCUGGUCACCCAGAAACCUGCAACAUACAGUCGUUGGUACUCCCCUGGAAAAGUCUCCGUCAUGAUCGCUGCGACUUGGGUCAUCCCGCCGAUUGUGUUCUUCUUGCCGCCAAUCUUUGGCGUUGGUGACUUUGGUUACGAUCCCCAGGGCAACACGUGUUCAGACAAGGAUGACCAUCCCCGCGGCCAAGAGUACAACCUGGCUCAGUCUCUUGCAGCUUUCCCAGUCUCCAUGCUCAUCAUCAUCAGUUCCUACACGGCACUCUACAUCCAUCUCAAACGUCACUUCAGGAAGCAGAAGAGGAGACGCACUCAGCACGAUAGCCCAGCCCAGAAUGACAAGGCAGUCGGUAAGUCUACCGUCAAUAGCAUAUCGACCGAGUCCUCAUCGACGCCCACCAACGAUUUAGCCAAAAGCCAACGACAAGAAAUCAGCCGUCAGCAACUUGCAAUCACCAAGAAUCUCUUCAUGGUCUUCUGCAUCUUCUUCUUGUUGAUAUCCCCUUACUUCGUCUCUCUUGUCGUACCAAGCAGUGGUAAGAUUGCUCUCUAUUUAGGAACCAUCACUAUCCUGAAUAGCUGUGUAAACCCCAUCAUCUACACGACAAAGCAUCCUCAGUUCAAGUUAGUGCUUCGAAAGAUCCUUAGCUGUCGCUACUCUCAGAUACCUGAACCAUCUGACUGGCUGAAAUCUGUCUUGUCUCAGAGAAAGUAAAAAGGGCUCCUGUCUUGUCUGCAAGGACAUGAGAACGGGGACGAAACACGGGUAUGCCUAUAUGAGGUUAACCUUUUAUUGCAACUCCUGCUGGCUUCACCGGUAAAAGGUAGACAAAUUGGAAUAAGGCUAGUUACAUAAUAGGUCAGUUUUAUAAUAAAGCAAGA